Molecule: messenger RNA, 1549 nt
Organism: Pelodiscus sinensis (Chinese soft-shelled turtle)
Lineage: Eukaryota; Metazoa; Chordata; Testudines; Trionychidae
Source: RefSeq, a predicted model, not a curated record
UGACUUGUGCCGCAAGAAACUCCAAAGCUCGGUGCAGUCGUCGGCGAUGGGCAUGCUGCAGUCGGCGGCGUCCGCGGUGCAGAACGACUGGACAGAAGAUCUGGACGUGCCUGCGAAGCCCAAGGGUAACGUCCAAAUGGCGCUGGCCGGAUCGCACUCCAAACUGGCGAAAUUCCUGGAGGAGCACGCGCGGAUGGACAAAUACAGCUUCCUGAGCCACGAGGUCUCCUGCGGCUAUUACCAGUUCCGGGUCAGCGAGACGCCCCCGCUCACCAGCCAUUUCACUCGGGCGCUGAAGAACCUCCCGGAGCAGUACGACAGCAAUUCCAAGCUGGAGUACCAGCAACUCAUCAGCUACUACGGCACCCACUACGUGUCCCAGGGGGACCUGGGGGGCCGGGUGCGGGAUGUGACAGCCGUACCGGUCUGUGACGCAGCGCUGAGCGGCUUGACAGACGACGAGAUCAAGGACUGUUUGAACGCCGAGGCGGCUGUGAGUGUCAGAAAGGGCUCGACCAAGGGUGGGUACAGCAGAUGCGAGGAGGCGAAGAAGAAGGGGACCGUUCAGGAGAGCUUCCACGAGACGUAUCAGGAGCGCCACGUGGCGGUGGAGGGAGGACACAGCACAACCGACGUCCUCUUCUCCGGGAAGGACGCCAAAGUCUUCUCAGCAUGGGAGGAGAGCCUCAAAGCCAGCCCUGGCCUGGUGUCCUAUUCCCUGCAGCCCAUCCACAGCCUGGUGGAGCAGGACGACCCCAAGCGGGAAGAGCUGAGUCGGGCGGUGAGUGAGUACAUCACUAAAAGGGCCCUAUGGAGGAAUUGCACCCAGAGCUGUCCCCCAGGGACCGAGCGCAGCGCCCACGACCCCUGCUCCUGUGUCUGCCCUGGGGAUGUGGUGACCAACACCAUGUGCUGCUCGCGGGAACGUGGCCUAGGGAAGCUGAUCGUGACUGUGCAGAAAGCCAGUGGCCUCUGGGGGGACUACAGUUCUGCUACGGAUGCUUUUGUCAAGGUCUUCUUUGAGGGCAAGGAGGUCCGGACCAACACCAUCUGGAACAACGACAAUCCCACCUGGAAGAAUGCCAAUUUGGACUUCGGCACCGUCCGCCUCACCAGCACCAGCAAGAUCCGCGUGCAGGUCUGGGACGAGGACAACAAGUUCGAUGAUGACAAGCUGGGAAACUGCGACAUCCCGCUGGAGUCUGGGGGGCCCCACCAGAAGGAUUGCUACAUGAACCACGGCCGUGUCUGGUUCCAGUACAGCCUGCGCUGUGGGCCCCACCUCGGGGGUCAGGGCUGCUCUGACUAUGUCUCCCAGCCCCCCCGGCAGAGCACAGCCCAGGGGAAGGAGGCAAAGGCCUUCUGGUGAGCCCCUUAGCUAAGGGAUCGGAGAGGGGGCUGGGUGUGCACUGGUCAAUUGCGCAUCUUGUCCGACCAUUUCCUGGCUCCCGCUCUGCUGAUCCUGCUCUUCAUGCUGUCGCUCCUGCUUGGGAUUCGGCGUGUCCUGUGCCUGUAAGAGACUGUCUGCUCCCGUGAGCCCCUCAUCCUC